Messenger RNA from Vicia faba (fava bean), 903 nucleotides. The record is from the annotation of a GenBank genome assembly. Lineage: Eukaryota; Viridiplantae; Streptophyta; Magnoliopsida; Fabales; Fabaceae.
AUGGCGAAAAACCAUCUGAGCCUCUCUCAAUUCCCUCAUUCAUCAUCAAUGGACCACUCUUCAUCUUCAACAUCCAUCAUCACUAGUAAUACACCCUUCUUAGAAACUCCAAAACAACCUUCUCUAAAACCUUAUAAAAAAACCAUAGUAACAACAUUAAUGGAAGCUGCAAACUUCACUUCCUCUUCCUUCAAAGAAGACACCUAUUUUGUUUCCAGCCUCAAAUCCUCAGAGAAGAAAGCAUUACGAGAGUUGAAGAAGAGGCUCUCAGCUUCAAAGGAAUUCAACAACAAUGCUUCCAUGUGGGGUGUUUCAUUGCUUAAUGCUAAUGAUGAUUCUUCUGCUGAUGUGGUGCUCUUGAAGUUUCUCAGAGCUAGAGAUUUCAGAGUCAGUGAUGCUUACACCAUGCUCGUGAGGUGUCUUGCAUGGAGAAAAGAGUUUGGUGCUGAGAAUAUUAUAGACGAGGAACUGGGAUUCAAGGAGCUUGAAGAUGUAGUUACUUACACUCAUGGUUAUGAUAGAAAAGGACACCCUGUAUGUUACAAUCAUUAUGUUGUGUUCAAAGAUAAGGAUUUGUAUGAGAUAAUUUUUGGUGAUGGAGAGAAGCUGAAGAGGUUCUUGAGAUGGAGGGUUCAAGUUCUUGAGAGAGGAAUCAAGCUUUUACAUUUUAAGCCUGGUGGAGUUAACUCUUUGAUUCAAGUUACUGAUCUUAAGGAUAUGCCUAGGAAAGAGCUUAGGACUAUGUCCAAUGAAAUUCUCACAUUGUUUAAAGAUAAUUGUUGUACCCCAAAAUUUGCCCUCCCAUUUCCUCAACAUUUUCUCAUCACAAGACCUUUGAAGAUCAAGAUCCAGUUAGGGUUUCCUCUGCUCAAGACUUCUCCUUGCACUGUGGACUCAAAUUAG